Messenger RNA from Alligator mississippiensis (American alligator), 3029 nucleotides. It is a transcript of the gene C1QTNF2, whose product is annotated as C1q and TNF related 2. The record is from RefSeq and is a predicted model, not a curated record. The transcript has 3 exons. Lineage: Eukaryota; Metazoa; Chordata; Crocodylia; Alligatoridae. Gene Ontology annotation, molecular function: protein binding. The coding region runs from base 483 to 1340 and encodes 285 amino acids.
CAGGCAGACUCUGCAUUAGACAAACUGAACUGUUUAGAAACGAACCAAGCAAGUUGAAAACAGUUCAGACUAUCUUGCAAGGGUGAGAGAGAGAGAGAGAAAGAGGAAAAAGAGAAAAAAAAACUUUCCAAGCAUCAAGAGCUUUUCAGCCAUAUGUGUGUAAAAAAUUUCUUUCCAAAUCACGUGACAUGAGGAAGAGGCUCAAAUCCAUUACGCAAUAAUGAAAAUAUGCCGUUGGCAAAGUUAAGCCAAAACCUGAAGUGCUGCAGGAAGCUGGGAAUACAAGGAAAAAAGAAUCAAACUUAAAAAAAGUUGGAGAACUUUAAAUUUCAGGCUAUCUCAGAAGGAAGCUGUUUGCAACAAUAACUGGGAUUCUGGCUACACUGUGUGACAGUGAUUUGCAGUGGAACAUCUGCUUAAGAUUCAGUAGGUUUUCCAGUGCAUGUCAAGAUCUAACUGAAGAGAUUAGUCCUGACUGCACCAUGAUCUCUGUGGUUCUUCUCAUCUGGACCAUGCCCUGUGUAGCUAAUCACAUUCUCAGUGGCUUUGUUAAAGGAGAAUUUCAGGAAGGUUCCAAACAGCUCCUGUGCAGCAUGCCAGGACCGCAGGGACCUCCAGGCAUCCCUGGAGCACCAGGAUCUACAGGAACAGUUGGGCGAAUGGGAUUCCCAGGAAAAGAUGGAAAGGAUGGAAAAGAUGGGGAAAAAGGAGAGACAGGAGAUGAAGGACCACAGGGCCGAACAGGGAACCCAGGCAAACCAGGAGCAAAGGGCAAAGCAGGAGGCAUUGGCAAAGCAGGUCUGCGAGGUCCAAAGGGUCUGAAGGGAAAUCCUGGGAAAAAUGGAGCCCCAGGGAAGAAAGGACCCAAAGGGAACAAGGGUGAUACUGGAAUGCCAGGUCCUUGCAGCUGUGGUGCUAAUAAAGCCAAAUCUGCUUUUUCUGUCGCAGUCACAAAAAGCUACCCAAGAGAGAGGCUACCCAUCAAAUUUGACAGGAUCAUCAUGAAUGAAGGAGGGCAUUAUAAUGCUUCCAGUGGGAAAUUUAUAUGCAGCAUUCCCGGUAUUUACUACUUUACUUAUGACAUCACUUUGGCCAAUAAACACUUGGCCAUUGGGUUGGUUCACAAUGGACAGUACCGAAUAAAGACCUUUGAUGCCAACACGGGUAAUCAUGAUGUUGCCUCUGGUUCAACCAUUCUCUCCCUGAAGCAGGAGGAUGAGGUGUGGUUGCAGAUCUUCUACUCAGAACAAAACGGACUCUUUUAUGAUCCAUACUGGACAGACAGCUUAUUUACCGGCUUUCUGAUAUACCCUGACCAGGAUUAUCUCAAUGAAAUAUAGGAGAAGACUGUAAAAAGAAGUAGAAAAUGAGUUUUGAGAGCUGAUACCAGUGAAGAAUGGCCUCUAGGUGUGCAUGUGUUAGAUCACUGUAGGACUUGGCAUUCUCAGAGCUGUUAGGCUGUAUUCGCUUUUUGGAUGUCUGCUCUCCCUCAUUAUCAAACAUUGCACCCCAUAAUAGAAUUCAUGGGAAGAACGUUACUUUAGCCUUCUUCUGGUUUUUAAGUCCUUUGGAAUUGUCAGCUACAUUUUCUACUGCCAAGCAAAUAUGCUGUAGCCCUCAAUCACUGCAACUUUAACGCCAUGGCAGAAUCCUGUUUUGUUUUUGUUUUUUUAUAAAACCAAAUAUAUACAUUGAGAGCCAAAAAUUAAUCUCCUGCAGCCUGCUCCCAAAAAUCUGUUAAAGACUUUGUCUAUUCCCCUUCCUAAAAGGAGUCUUUAGUAAUGCAAAGUUCAGGUUAAAUAACCACUACAACAUCAGGAAAUUCCCAGCCAAGAUGCUGACAGACAGCUAUAAUUCUCAACUUCUUAAGAGCACUGUUACAGAGCAAAGCAAUGUGACCAAACUAGGAACCAGUACAAAGCAAAGAUAUCCUCCUGUUUCCUUGGUAGUCAAUGGUAAAACUUCCUGUUAAAUGCAAACUGCUCUCAAGUCCCAGUUAAUGGGUAUUGAUAUACUCAGUACCUAGCAGAAUGGGUCCAGGAUGCAUAAACUCGGGCCUUGGGGAGUGGCCAAACCUGAAGCCCUAAGUCUAGUUCCACCCAAACCCUAGUAAAGCUGGGAUCUGAAUCUAUAGGCCAUGGUUACCUUUGCCAAACACGCAGUGAGGCUCCAAUCCAAAUCUGCAUCUGAACUUUGAAGUAUGCUUGCAUCCUUCAGAUUGAACAUAAGCCUUUAUUCCCGGAACAACUUUUAUUAAUUUAUCUCCCUGGCUUUUGUUGGUUGGAUACGUAUGGUACUGCUGAGGCUCUGUUCUAAGGCUUCAACAACUACUCACUUAUCCAGGAUGUAAAUGGUGUCACCAAAUACUACAAGAUCACAUUUAUUUUCAGUUUACUGUGCUAAAUAUUAGUGAUGUUCCAGAAUCAAGCACCUUUCAUUCUCCACUAGGUGAGGAAAAAGACAAUAGUUACUUAUAACAGAUUAUUUUUUUAGCAUUGCUCCUUCACUUAUAAGCAUUUUGGCUGUUUAUAACAGCACAAAGUUAUGGCUCUCUUAUGGUAACAGUACUGUAGUUGAGAUGAAAGCUCCCCUGAUAUAAAACUGCUGCAAUCUGACUGUUAGCUCCAGGAAUUUGUAACCUCCAUUUUAUUAUUAUGAAAUGCUUAUUAUAACACAGAUCUCAGUUUGGCAGCCAGAUAAGUGAAGCUUCUCUUUUCCAAUAAAUUAUGGGCCAUAUUCUUCCCCUGAUAUGUGCACCUUUGGCUCUCACAGUCACAGUUCUGUGAUCUUCUUUAUUCUAUUGCUCUAAAUGAAAAUUCAUAUGAAGUUUCAGCCCUUUUAAGCCUCAUAUUUAUACCUUGAGGGGAAAGACCACAAGAGCAACAAGGGAUUUUUUAAAUUGUACUUUUACAAGUCCAAAUAUUUGCAUGGUUUUUGUUAACUAUAGUACUGUGCUGCAUUUUGUUAAAAUCAUUGAGCUGCUGUUUUUAAAAUAAGUAAAUAAAUAAAUAAAGCUGAAUUAAAACAUU